AUGUGCACAUUGCUAAAAUUUCUUCAACUUGCUGCGUUGCUGGCAGCGCUGGCAUGGAGUGGCGCUACCGCGGCGGACGAUACCGACGAUUCCAACAUGAUCGUCGGGGGUUCUAAGGUGCACAUCGAAGACGUUCCGUACCAAGCAGCGCUGUUUCAUCGGGAUCGCUUAACGUGCGGUGGAACCGUCAUAGGACCACGUUGGAUUCUUACGUCGUAUCACUGCGUGCAGGAUCUCGAACCAACCAGCUACAGCAUCGUCGUCGGUACGGACAAUCCACUGGAGGGCGUAAAGAUACCAGUCAAAGAGAUCUUUGUGCCUGCCGAGCUAUUCGAAGGAGCUCUCUACGAUGUGGCGUUGUUGCAGUUGCCCGACACCUUAAUAUUCGACGAGCAGGUGCAGUGUCUUAAGCUGUUGCACACGACGGAUGCGCUUGUCCCGGGCAAACCGGCCACCAUAUCGGGAUUUGGUACGUCACAUGAAAAUGGGUUCGAUUUCCCGUUGAAAGCGGCCACGAUCGAGUUGUUGCCGGCGAGCUUAUGCGUGCAAGCUUAUCCCGACCUGAUGGAGCCACAGAUGAUUUGUGCCGGGUUUAGGGAAGGUAAGGUGGAUAGUUGCCAGGGUGAUUCGGGUGGUCCGCUCGUGGUGGAUGGAAAGCUUGCCGGUAUUGUUUUCUUCGGACGAGGUUGCGGUAGGCCACACAAUCCCGGUGUUUAUAUGGCCGUACCGUUUUUCUACGAUUGGAUCAUGAGUAUUCCGCGCAGUCAGAUAGAAGAGGAUGAUAGGAAAGUUUGUGGAGAGUUUACACACAAUUAUCCUUAG
Messenger RNA from Anopheles maculipalpis, 822 nucleotides. Its product is annotated as trypsin 3A1-like. Lineage: Eukaryota; Metazoa; Arthropoda; Insecta; Diptera; Culicidae. The record is from RefSeq and is a predicted model, not a curated record. Gene Ontology annotation, biological process: proteolysis. Gene Ontology annotation, molecular function: serine-type endopeptidase activity. The coding region runs from base 1 to 822 and encodes 273 amino acids. The transcript has a single exon.